UCAGGGUAAAAAAUGUUGUCCUUCAAAUAAAGGGCAGAGAUUUUACCAUCUCAUUUUCAAACUCCUCAACUCUUUCAACAUUCAAGUGUUCUUCUCUCUAACUUCCCCCACUUCAAUCUCUCUCAUUUUCUCUCUCCACUUCCUACUCCCAUGGCUUCUCUUCCCAUCAGGCCUUCUCAGCAGCAAGCAUUGAAUGUAACUCCUCUCAACAGCAUGCCCUACAUUGAUCCUAUCUCAUCACGUGGUAAUGAUAUUGCAUUUCGACCUCAAGGAGACACGGAGCCUGUGGAAGCUGCUAAGCCAGCUUUGAUAUAUUUGCCCUCUCAACCUACUGAGGAGGAGUGGGGCAAUAUCUUAUCGGUUACAAGGAGCGGAAUCGGUUUGAGCGGCAGUGCAGCUGUGGGAACAAUUGGGCCAGUUUUGGGAAAGAUGGAUAUUAGUGAAAGUAAAGAUACUUACCUCUUUCGAGUGUCUCUUCCAGGUGUUGCAAGAGACGACUUCACAUGUGAUGUGGCUCCAAAUGGGCAUAUAUUGAUUAAGGGUGUUACUACAACUGGAGAGAAGACUGUUUACAAGAAUUCCUUGAAAUUCGAGAUGCAAUCUCAGAAUUUAUGCCCUCCAGGUCACUUUUCCAUCUCAUUUCGGCUGCCAGGACCUGUUGAUUCGCAAGAUCUUGCCGGCCAUUUUGGAAUCGAUGGUGUUUUUGAGGGCAUAGUGAAAAAAAAGAUACCCUCAACUUGAUGUGUUUGUAAAAUUGUAUGUACAUUAUUGAACUGUCAAACCUUAUCUAGAAGAUUAAGAUGCGCAUGGCUUCCUCUUGAUUUUUUUAAAAAUUGAUGAAAACAGAAAAAAAAUCAGCCCUUCUGCACAGAGUUUCUUCACUGCCAGACCAGAAGUUUGCAUUGAAGUCUUAUAAGCGCAACAAAAGGACACAUCGUGUUCAAUAGCACAAGGAAGGAACUUCGAAUUGACGAAAGAGUCGUAGCAUAAUUGCAAGCAUCAACUCUGGAUGUUAGCUGGUACUUCUGAAGCUGGCUUAACCUGUUGUAAUCUAUGUACUCAACUGUCAGCAUCUGUUUAAGUUAAUCUAGGAGUGUAAAAGAAUACUUGUUUCAUUGUUUCCGCAGUUAAUUGUUAGUUUCAAUUUUGCAUUAA
Beta vulgaris subsp. vulgaris (sugar beet) is the source of this 1155-nucleotide messenger RNA. RefSeq lists its product as hypothetical. The record is from RefSeq and is a predicted model, not a curated record. Lineage: Eukaryota; Viridiplantae; Streptophyta; Magnoliopsida; Caryophyllales; Amaranthaceae. Gene Ontology annotation, cellular component: nucleus. The transcript is spliced from 3 exons. The coding region runs from base 151 to 741 and encodes 196 amino acids.